Nycticebus coucang (slow loris) is the source of this 3293-nucleotide messenger RNA. Its product is annotated as cytochrome P450 26A1. The transcript is spliced from 7 exons. Lineage: Eukaryota; Metazoa; Chordata; Mammalia; Primates; Lorisidae. Gene Ontology annotation, biological process: sterol metabolic process. Bases 1582 to 3102 code for a protein of 506 amino acids. The record is from RefSeq and is a predicted model, not a curated record. Gene Ontology annotation, molecular function: heme binding; iron ion binding; oxidoreductase activity, acting on paired donors, with incorporation or reduction of molecular oxygen.
CAGCUCUUUUUAACCGCUCUCAGGAUCAAAGAGUUUUCCACCUCCAAGGGACGUUCCCCAAGGCAUGCGGCGGGCUUCUGCGAGAGCCAGUGUCCAGUUCUAAAAAAUACGUCAUUCUGUUUCGUUUUCGGCGCCCGCUGGUGCUUUCGGUGCCCAAACCAAGGGAGCGUGUGGCCCUGGCUGGUCCGAAACCGCGGAGCUGGGCCAGGUGGAAAGCCAGGAGCGCCUGUGCGCGUCCAGCAGUGCCCAGCCCCAGGCAUUGGCUGCAGGAACAGCUGAUUGUAUUUGGGCAAAAUGAAGACGACCCGCUUCCCUGUACGGAUUCCUUCAACUCUGAUUAGCGGUCAGCAGAGGCCUGGCUUUAGGGCUGAGCACCUCUCUCACCUGUGUGAGGACAAUGGCUUUACUCUGGGUGGGAGCUAGGAGAAAGGAGGAAGGUCACCCUGGUAACGCAGACUUGCCUGCCGGGAGCUGGGAAGAGUUAUUUGCAACCAAAGCCUCCUUUUGGGAACUCUCUACUACCCCGAGGUGUAGACAGGUCCGAAAUGAUCGCCUCCACGUGUGUAUUAAGGAGGAGGAAGCAGGCACAAGGACGUGUGGUGACUUGCCCAAGGUCAAGCAAAUACAGAUGGAGCGAGGACCCAGAGCCAGGUCCCCUGAGCCUUCCUUCCUCUAUCUUGCCGGGACUAAGGACCACUUCCCCGCUGCCUAGCAGGGGCUUCAAUUCCCGGGGCCCUCGGAAUCGACCCGGCUGCGGAUGAGUUCUCCCUGUGGUUGUCACUGGGGCGUCAGGGCUGGGGAUCGUGCUUGUGCAGGGAAGCACCUGAGGGCCUCAGGGACUUGGAAGCUCUCUUCUAUCCUUAAGCAGGACUCCAAGACUUAUGUGUGCUGGCCCCCUUGCGGAGGGUGGAGAGCUGGGAUCCACGAUCCGCCGGCCAUGCUUGACUCCCCGCGGCGCUCGCUUGCAUCCUGGUCCUGGGCUAUUCUGCAUUAUCUUCAGAAGAGUUGGGAGGUCUGCGUUGUGUUUCGAGUUUGGACCUCAGUUUCCCCACUUGUAGGACGAGGCAGCUGGACGAUUCCAGAACGUACUUCCCCUUGAUUCCCUGGCAGGUGGAAGGGAGCUCACGUGGCGCCUGUAAGGAAGGCAGUUUGGGUUGAGGCGGCCCGUCGGACCCCGCAGGAGGGAUUCCGAAGAGGCCGCCAGGGAGCCUAGGGCUUGAAUUCCUGCUCCUUGGCUCCCUGGCCCGCCCCCGCCGCGGGCUCGGAGCUCCGCACACCACGGAUGGGGGAGGCGAGCUGAUCCUAGCCCCGCACCCCAGGAGGCACGCUCGAAGGGAAGCCGCCUCCGCGCCGCCUCUGCCUUGGCGCGGAACAAACGGUUAAAGAUUUUGGGCAGCGCCUCGCGGGGGGAGGAGUCAGGGGCCCAAUCUGCAAUUAAAGAUGAACUUUGGGUGAACUAAUUUGUCUGACCGACCAAGGUAACGUGGGCAGCAACCUGGGCUGCCUAUAAAGCGGGCGCGCGGCGGGGUUUGGAGCGCUCGCGGCGGCGGCGGCAGGUGGCGCGGGAGGCCGAGGCGCGCCAUGGGGCUGCCGGCGCUGCUGGCCAGUGCGCUCUGCACCUUCGUGCUACCGUUGCUGCUCUUCCUGGCCGCGAUCAAGCUCUGGGACUUGUACUGCGUGAGCAGCCGCGACCGCAGCUGCGCUCUCCCCUUGCCUCCGGGGACUAUGGGCUUCCCCUUCUUUGGGGAAACACUGCAGAUGGUGCUGCAGCGGAGGAAGUUCCUGCAGAUGAAGCGCAGGAAAUACGGCUUCAUCUACAAGACACAUCUGUUCGGGCGUCCCACAGUGCGGGUGAUGGGUGCGGACAACGUGCGGCGCAUCUUGCUCGGAGAGCACAGGCUAGUGUCCGUACACUGGCCCGCGUCGGUGCGCACCAUUCUGGGCUCCGGCUGCCUCUCCAACCUGCACGACUCCUCGCACAAGCAGCGCAAGAAGGUGAUCAUGCGCGCCUUCAGCCGCGAGGCGCUCCAGUGCUACGUGCCAGUGAUCGCUGAGGAAGUAGGCAGCUGCUUGGAGCAGUGGCUGACCUGCGACGAGCGCGGCCUCCUGGUCUACCCUGAGGUGAAGCGCCUCAUGUUCCGCAUCGCUAUGCGCAUCCUGCUGGGCUGCGAGCCCGGGCGGGCUGGCGACGGGGACGCGGAGCAGCAGCUGGUGGAGGCUUUCGAGGAGAUGACCCGAAAUCUCUUCUCGCUGCCCAUCGACGUGCCCUUCAGCGGGCUCUACCGGGGCAUGAAGGCGCGGAACCUCAUUCACGCGCGCAUCGAAGAGAACAUUCGCACCAAGAUCUGCGGGCUGCGGGCGGGCGAGGCAGGCGGGGGCUGCAAAGACGCGCUGCAGCUGCUGAUUGAGCACUCGUGGGAGAGAGGAGAGCGGCUGGACAUGCAGGCACUAAAGCAAUCUUCAACGGAGCUCCUCUUUGGGGGACACGAAACCACCGCCAGUGCAGCCACAUCUCUCAUCACUUACCUGGGGCUGUAUCCACACGUUCUGCAGAAAGUGAGAGAGGAGCUGAAGAGUAAGGGUUUACUUUGCAAGAGUGAUCAAGACAACAAGCUGGACAUGGAAAUUUUGGAACAAUUGAAAUAUAUUGGGUGUGUGAUUAAGGAGACCCUUCGACUGAAUCCCCCAGUUCCAGGAGGGUUUCGAGUUGCUCUUAAGACUUUUGAAUUAAAUCCCUCAGGGCUUCAUAAUCUUUUGCAGGGAUACCAGAUUCCCAAGGGCUGGAAUGUUAUCUACAGUAUCUGUGAUACUCACGAUGUGGCAGAUAUCUUCACCAACAAGGAGGAAUUUAAUCCUGACCGAUUCAUGCUGCCUCAUCCAGAGGACGCAUCCAGGUUCAGCUUCAUCCCAUUUGGAGGAGGCCUUAGAAGCUGCGUAGGGAAAGAAUUUGCAAAAAUUCUUCUCAAAAUAUUUACAGUGGAGCUGGCCAGGCAUUGUGACUGGCAGCUUCUAAAUGGACCUCCUACAAUGAAAACCAGUCCCACCGUGUAUCCUGUGGACAAUCUCCCCGCAAGAUUCACCCAUUUCCAGGGGGAAAUCUGAUGGGCAUGAAUGCUCAAACCUCAGACUUAUUUGAAAUGUACAUACGAGUUUUUAUAUAGUGUUGUGUGGCUUUAUAUUUAAUUUCUAAAUGUAUAUUAUACUAUUUAUGUGUCUCUGCUAUAGGACCACAGUCUUUAAAUAUUAAAACAAUGCAUUUGUAUAAUUUCCCAAAUAAAGUGAAGUUUGGAGGU